AUGGACUACCACCGGGUUAGAGCAGAGGACGCAGAGAUCACCAAAAUCUUGCAGAGUCAGGCUAUGUCCACACUGCUGUCAGGUGUCCGUGCCGUUACUGUUACCAUCCCCCAAAGUCAGUAUGAGUAUGCCAGAGGGGACAACAUCACACUGCCCUGCUCCUUUACAACUACAACUCCCAUAAGCUCCCAGACAUUAGUCGUCAUCACCUGGUCUGUUUUUAGUCAGCAAACACCCAUUGAAGAGACCCCGAUCGCCACCUACUAUCAUGGUCCUUCCCCAACUACAGACAUAGACACUGACUAUGAAAGUCGGGUGUCCCUGGAUGUAGAUGUCACUCAGAGCAAGGCUAACCUGAAGCUUUCCUCCAUCUCACUAGCUGACAAUAGAAAUUUUGAGUGUCGUGUGCAGAUCCCAGGUGACAAGAAGGGCAAACCAUCUGCCACCACAAACUUGGUGGUUCUAGUGGCUCCCUCUACACCCGCCUGUAAGAUCCAGGGAACAGCACAGUAUGGCCAGGAUAUCACCUUAACCUGUGCGUCUGCAGAAGGAUCUCCAACGCCCACUUAUAGCUGGAAACGUUUUAACGUGCAGAAUCAGUCUGUCCCUCAAGAGCCCAAAACCACUGACAAGGAUGGCAUCCUGUCUCUGUAUAAUAUCUCCAAAGAUACAUCAGGAUACUACAUUUGCACCUCACAGAACAAGAUCCGCGCUGCUACCUGCAACCUCACCCUCUCAGUCAUGCCACCAUCCAUGAACAUUGCUUCCACUGCAGGAAUAAUUGGUGGAGUUGCUGCUGCCUUGGUUAUACUCAUCAUCGUCAUCUGUUGCUGCUGUUGCCGAAAGAAGAACAAAGAUGAGGAAUACGCCAUGGGAGUUCGUGAGGGGGAGGAGUACCACGACAAGGAGCCGGAUAGGAAUGGUGAGGGUCGACGUGUUGAAGGGCAGGGGAAGGACAGUUAUGAGGACUCCAGUGUCAAGAGGACUGAACGCACUGAGGAAAAGAGUGAGCCAGAUCGCCGCGAUUACGACGACCGCCGCAGCGAUUACGACGACCGCCGCAGCGACUACGACGACCGCCGCAGCGAUUAUGACGACCGCCGCAGCGACUACAAUGAUCGACGCAGCGACUACAAUGAUCGACGGCGCGACCUCGACGAUCGACGCAGCGACUAUGACGAUCGACGCCGCGACUAUGACGACCGGCGCAGCGACUACGACGAUCGGCGCAGCGACUACAGUGACCGCCGCGAGCGCUACGAUGACGAUCGCCGUUACCAAGAUCGUCGCCGUGAUGACAACCGCUAUGAUGAUCGUGACCGUGAUAGACCACCGGUGCCCAACAGUAAGCCCCCAAGGAGGGACUACGAUGACUAA
Pelmatolapia mariae (spotted tilapia) is the source of this 1377-nucleotide messenger RNA. Its product is annotated as cell surface A33 antigen-like. NCBI's taxonomy places the organism in Eukaryota, Metazoa, Chordata, Actinopteri, Cichliformes, Cichlidae. The record is from RefSeq and is a predicted model, not a curated record. The transcript is spliced from 8 exons. The coding region runs from base 1 to 1377 and encodes 458 amino acids. Gene Ontology annotation, cellular component: plasma membrane.